Messenger RNA from Cucumis melo (muskmelon), 1220 nucleotides. RefSeq names its product probable WRKY transcription factor 12. The record is from RefSeq and is a predicted model, not a curated record. The coding region runs from base 114 to 1031 and encodes 305 amino acids. Gene Ontology annotation, biological process: regulation of DNA-templated transcription. Lineage: Eukaryota; Viridiplantae; Streptophyta; Magnoliopsida; Cucurbitales; Cucurbitaceae. Gene Ontology annotation, molecular function: DNA-binding transcription factor activity; sequence-specific DNA binding. The transcript has 3 exons.
AAAAUAAAAAAAAUAAAAAAAGAAAAUGAGGAUCAUAGAAGAAGCAAGUUGAAAGAUCUAAAUUCAGCCUCUCAUCUUUGUAGUUUUAAUCUUUCUAAUUCCAAUUUCUUUCAAUGUCAAAUGAAGGUCAUGAUCAUGAGAAGGAAGAGGAUGAUCCUUAUUACCCACAAUUUGAUCCUUUCACUCACAACUUUCAUCAUCAAAAACCCUUUGAAGUUCCUCCUCCUUUGACAAACCCUUAUUCUGAAGCUUUUGAUAUUGCUCCUUAUAAUGUGGGGUUUUAUUCUGAUUUCUCACAUGCCUCAUCUCACUAUGACUACCACAACAUCUUCUCUACUCCCUUUGAGAUGUCGUGCACGUCGUCGGAAGUUAUUUCUUCUGUCGACGAUGCUUUGAAGAAGUCGUCAAGUCUGGGUCGAGAUCUGUCAUCGGUGGUGACUGGUGAGCACCCAUUGACACCGAAUUGUUCCUCUACCACGUGCUCCUCCGAUGAGGUUGUCGCGGGUGGUGGUGAUUCUUCCAAGAGCGGAGAGGUGAAAGGGUUUGAUGAUAAAAAGGGAGAAAAUAGCAAGAAAGUGGAUGAAGGAAAAAAGAAGGAGAAAAGAGAAAAAGGGCCCCGAUUCGCCUUCUUGACCAAGACCGAAAUCGAUAAUCUUGAAGAUGGAUAUAGGUGGAGAAAAUAUGGUCAAAAAGCAGUCAAAAACAGCCCUUUUCCAAGAAGUUAUUAUAAAUGCACAAGUCAAAAUUGCAGUGUGAAAAAAAGAGUAGAAAGAUCAUCGGAAGAUCCGGGUUUUGUUAUAACAACAUACGAAGGCAAACACAACCAUUAUUGUCCAAUUACACUUCGUGGCCACAAUCCCACCGGAGUCUUGCCGCCCUCCGUCACUCCGCCCUUGUUUCCCCCGUCGCCCAACUUCUUCUCCACCGAGUCCUUCUGUGAAAAUCUGCACCAACAAUAUCAGUAUGGCCUCUUCCAAGAUUUUAUCAAUAAUCCAUCAUUUAAUAAUUCAAACCAACACCCAUCAAAUUAAAUUAUAAAUCUCUCUUCCUUAAUUAUUAUUAAUUAUAUAUAUAUGUGUGUAUUUGACUUCAAAACAAUUAGCCUAAUUUAGUGAAUUCUUCCUUCUUACCCCUAAUACUCUCAUUUCUUGUUCUUAAUUAAGACUAAAUACUAUAAUUAUGAUGAACCAUAUUUAAUCAAUUUGUGUGUUUUUCAUUAA